AUGGUAAAUUUUUGCAAAUGGGCAAAUAAGAUGUCCAAUUAUAACCAGACUUUCUGGGAUGUAACUGGUAAGGAUGUUACUGAUUUUGUUAUUAAUUACCUUACGCAGUAUUCUUUUCCUGCUAAUUUGAAUGAUGCGAACAUAGUUUUGAUCCCCAAGAAAUGUACCCCCGAGUUUGUUUCUGACCUGAGACCGAUUGCUUUAUAUAACAUCCUUAUUGCGUCUGAGGUUGGUCAUUAUUUGAGGAGGAAGCAGGUAGGGCAGGUUGGUUGGGCGACCUUAAAGCUUGAUAUGGCUAAGGCUUAUGACAGGAUGGAGUGGCCGUUUGUACAGCAGAUGAUGUUGGGAUUGGGGUUUGAUGAAAGGAUUCUCAGUCUAAAUGACUUAUUCAUGGUUGUAGGGUGGCCCGGGGGGGCGCCGCCUAUCUCUCAUUUGUUUUUUGCAGAUGACAGUUUGCUUUUCUUUAAAGCUAAUCUGAAAAGGUGCUUGGGCGUAUAUGAGGCUUAUUCGGGGCAGGCGGUAAAUUUUCACAAGUCUGGUGUUACGUUUAGCCGUAAUACAACUGAUAGUGAUAGGGAUCUCGUUGCAGGAUCUUUGGGGGUUGCCCAGGCAGAUGAUUUUGGUAAGUACCUUGGUUUGCCUUCAGUGGUAAGCAGGAACAGAAAGGCAGUCUUUGCAUAUAUUAAGCAGAAGUUGAAGCAGAGGUUCGGUUCUUGA
This is a messenger RNA of Ipomoea nil (Japanese morning glory), 717 nucleotides long. RefSeq lists its product as uncharacterized. The transcript is spliced from 3 exons. The record is from RefSeq and is a predicted model, not a curated record. The coding region runs from base 1 to 717 and encodes 238 amino acids. NCBI's taxonomy places the organism in Eukaryota, Viridiplantae, Streptophyta, Magnoliopsida, Solanales, Convolvulaceae.